UUCCCAUCUGAGGGGUGGCAGGAGGGGGCCUGGAGAAAGAUGGCGGUGAAUCAGAGUCAUACCGAGAACCGCCGCGGGGCCAUCAUCCCUUUUGGCGAAAGUGUCUUGACUCAGUGUCAGGAUGUAGAGCUCUCCUUCCUACAGCAACCAGAGGGAUCCAGUCUCUUCAGUGGUACAAAGAGGGGAACACUGUUUCUCACUUCAUACCGGGUGAUCUUCGUGACCUCACACACAGUCAAUGACUCCAUGUUUUCUUUUAUGAUGCCAUUUCAUCUGAUGAGUAACUGCACCAUCGAACAACCAGUCUUUACCUCCAACUUCAUUAAAGGAAUCAUUCAGGCAGCUCCAGAUGGUGGCUGGGAAGGACAGGCUACUUUUAAAUUAGCCUUCAGAAAAGGAGGUGCCAUCGAAUUUGCCCAGUUGAUGAUGAAAGCUGCCUCUGCUGCUGCCAGAGGAGUUCCACUUGGAAGUGUAAAUUACUGGUUCAGCACUCCAGGACUGUACGUAUUUACUGGGCAGGGGGGCAUGAUGUGCUCCCAACAGAUGCCUUGUCCAGCAUACCCAUUUGUUGUCUAUGGACCCCCACAGGCAGGAUACAGAACCCCACAAGUGGGAUACGGACACCUGCAGGCGGGAUAUGGCCCCUCGCCAGGGGUGUAUGGAACCCCACAGGUGGGAUACAGACCCCCACAAGCAGGAUAUGGGUCCCCACCUGUGGGAUACAGACCCCCACCUGGGGUAUGUGGAACCCCCCCUGCAGGAUACGGACCCCUACCAGCUGGAAAUGAAGCUUCACCGGCUGCAAAUGAAGCCCCUCCUCCAGGAUAUGAAGUUCCACCUGCUGGAAAUGGAGCUGGGUCUAGCAGAUUUAUGGCAGCCCAGCCUGCUGGACAUGAGCCUUCUCUUCCCCCUGCUUCAUCUUCCGAGGCCCAGCCACCAUCUUUCAGGAAAUAACCCUUGAAGACUCACCAAGCAAAGUGGCACUCAAGAACCAAGGUCAGGACAAGAAGGCGGACUCAGAGUUUCUUCUUUUCUCACUUCUAAACCUCUCUACAUGGGCAGAAGUGACAAGGAGAGGAAGAGGGAUUCUACCAACCAGAGCAGGAAUAGGGUUCCUAUUCCUCAUUCAACUUUUCAGUUUCUGCUGGAAUGUGAUGCCAUGGUUUAUAUGAUUCCUACUGGCCAAAGCCACCGCUGGCAAGGUGAUCCCAUAGAACUCAUCUGGUGUUUAAAGGCCUUUGAAAGUGAAUUAAUAGUUAUUACUGAAGUUGGGUGCCAGGCAAUGUGCUAAGGCACUUCAUAAGCAUGUCUCACUUCAUCCCCGUAGCAAUCCAGUGAGGUGCCAGGCAAUAGGAGGUGUUUCCUUGCGUGGCUCGAUCCUCUCCGCACAUCUGUGAGGUCCUGGGAAGGAAAAUGCUGGAAAACAGAUUGCAAGCCAACCAGAGUGAGAGAUCUGAACCAGUCCACGUAACACAACUUGGGGACGGAGACUGAUUUCUAGGUUCUCGUUAGAAAACAGGCCUUCUUCCUGCCUAUGUCCUGAGGAGAAAAAAGAAGCUAAUGAAACCGAAGAAGCUGAGGUCACCCUGGCUAUACACCCUCCAUUAAAGCCUGCUUGCUGUUUCAA
Molecule: messenger RNA, 1627 nt
Organism: Callorhinus ursinus (northern fur seal)
Lineage: Eukaryota; Metazoa; Chordata; Mammalia; Carnivora; Otariidae
Gene: WBP2NL
Product: WBP2 N-terminal like
Biological process (GO): positive regulation of DNA-templated transcription
Cellular component (GO): nucleus
Molecular function (GO): chromatin DNA binding; transcription coactivator activity
Source: RefSeq, a predicted model, not a curated record